Uloborus diversus is the source of this 1465-nucleotide messenger RNA. RefSeq lists its product as uncharacterized. The transcript is spliced from 10 exons. The coding region runs from base 1 to 1380 and encodes 459 amino acids. Gene Ontology annotation, molecular function: sarcosine oxidase activity; flavin adenine dinucleotide binding. NCBI's taxonomy places the organism in Eukaryota, Metazoa, Arthropoda, Arachnida, Araneae, Uloboridae. The record is from RefSeq and is a predicted model, not a curated record.
AUGCCAAAGCAAGAUAAGGGAGGUUCCUGUCGCCUAGAAGCAUUUAAGUUCUGUUACUAUCAUUCAACAAAUGUUUGCUCCUUUUAUUUCAUCGAAUAUUCCCUCUCAGAAAGAAGAAAAAAAAAUUGCUUCAAAAGUGAAGUAGCAGACAAGAGUUUAGUUUCAAAAAUGAGCGAUGUAUAUGAUCUUUGCAUUAUUGGUGCAGGCAUGUUUGGAUCAGCUGCAGCACGACAUGCUUCAGCUAAUCCUUCCUGCAAAGUAUGCCUCGUUGGACCAAAUGAACCUACAGAUGAAGAAAGAGCCGAUAGAGAAAUUUUCAGCUGCCAUUACGAUGAAGGAAGAAUUACUAGAGUAAUCGACAGCAAUCCAGCUUAUGAAAUUCUAAGCAAAAAGUCUAUUAAAUCUUACCGAGAGAUAGAAGAAUUAUCAGGCAUAGAAUUCUAUUCACCUGUUGGACUUUUGUGCAUUGGGGAGAAAAAAGGCACAUAUCUGGAAAAGCUCAAACAAGCAGCUAGCGUAUGUGAUGUUCCAUUGGUUGAUCUUUCCUAUUCAAAUAUAUUUCACAAAAGGUAUCCUUACAUCAAGCUUAAGCCUGAUGAUUGUGCAAUACUUGAAGAUGCAGGUGCUGGUUAUAUUAGUGCAAGGAACUUAGUAGCUGCUCAAAAGAAAGUGGCCAAAAUGCAAGGCUGCCACAUCAUAUCAGAGGUUGUUAAGGAGGUUCAAGAGCUUCAUGAAAAGCAUGGAUUGCAUUUAACGAUAACAGAAGGUGGAAGAAAAAUUUUCUCCAAAAGAAUCUUGAUCUGCACUGGAGCCUUUACGAAUUUUAAGAAUUUCAUGCCCCUACCUAAGCUGAAAAUUAAUGCAUUAAAGGAAACAGUGGCAUUUCUGGAAAUAUCCAAACUUCAAGCGGAUAUUAUAAGUUCUAUGCCAAGCAUUAUCUGCAUGAGAGAAAGCGACCCGAUGGGAUCCUAUACCUUACCCGCAAUAAAAUAUCCAGACGGAAAAUAUUACCUGAAAAUCGGGCAUUCAGAGUUUACUAAAAGUGGGUCUCUCGAAGCAUUGUCGGAAAUAACACAAUGGUAUUUGUCAAAAGGUGACCAGAAAAAAGUGCAAUACCUUUCCAAAGCGUUGAGAGAGAUGCUUCCAGAUGUGAAGGUGGAAAGCAUCAGCAGUAUGACAUGCGUCACAACUGAAACGCCAUCAGGUCUUCCCUACAUCGAUCGAGUGACACCAACAGUGACGGUUGCAGUUGCUGGCAAUGGAGUUGGAGCAAAACUAUCUGAAGAAGUUGGAAGAAUUGCAGCUACUUUAAGUUUGACUGGAAGAUGGGACUCUGAGUUGGAAAGAUCUCAGUUUAAAAUAAUUAAGGAUGAAAAUUAAAAAUAAACUUAUCCAUUGUAUUGUGGAAAUAUGUUAUGCUGUUUUGAAAAUGACAUUUUAUGUACCGUACAAUAAAAAGAAAUCA